GAACAUUGAACUUAAACAAAUGUGAUAUAGUAGCAUUCACGUCCUUAACAACAUUCAGAGCAUACAGACAAAGCCAUGCCUAAAACUAUAUAUAGGAAUCAACUCAAAUGUACUUUAACAUCAAGCAAGAAUUACAUUCCAAAACUGACAUAAGCGCUACACGACGUCAUUUCAAGAAGAUGGCAAGCAGCCAACUUAUCCUGAUCGUCUCUUUGCUCUUUGCAUUAGCCAUUCCACUGACAACCGCUUAUAAAAAAGCCCCAGCUAAGCCUGUAGAGAAGACUGCGCAAGUGGUGGUUGAAGGCAUGGUUUACUGCCAGAGCUGUGAUAACUAUGGAUCAUGGUCUCUCUCAGGUGCUAAGCCCAUCGCAGCAGCUAAAGUUAGUGUUAUCUGCAAAAAUUACAUGAAAAGAGUAAGCUACUAUAAGGCAUUUCAAACGGAUAAAAAUGGCUACUUAUUUGCAGAGCUGGAUGGCUUCAAAAUGGGGCAUUCUUAUCUUGACCAUCCUCUCCAUUCAUGCCGCGUGAAACUUGUCUCCUCUCCUCUUGAAAACUGCAAUGUCUUCACUAAUGUCAACUAUGGACUCACCGGCGCUCCACUCCGAUUUUUAGACAAAACAUUGAGGCGGAGUAAUUAUGAGGCUGUGAUUUAUGCUGCAGGCCCCUUUGCUUUCCGACCAGCUUACUGCCCUCCUAAACCAGAGUAUUAAUUGAUUUUCACCAUGUAUUAUUUUGAUUUUUUCCUGGUUCUAUGUUUUCACAAGAGUCUUGAGUACAAUUUAUUUCUAUUUUCUAGAAAUAGAGUCUUGAGUGCAACAUUCUUCACAUCGCAGCAACUUUUUGUUCCCGUUGCAUUUCAUAAUUGAUUAUUCCAGUUACAAUC
Messenger RNA from Nicotiana tabacum (common tobacco), 883 nucleotides. RefSeq names its product non-classical arabinogalactan protein 30-like. Gene Ontology annotation, cellular component: cell periphery. Lineage: Eukaryota; Viridiplantae; Streptophyta; Magnoliopsida; Solanales; Solanaceae. The record is from RefSeq and is a predicted model, not a curated record.